UACCGGUAACCUGUCUUUGUACAUGUAGUAAUCCGAUUCUAAAAAUAUAAAUUUCUCCCUAUAUAUAUACGCUCAAAAGCACAAAGCAAAAUCACCCAUAUCACCAUCCGACCCAACCCUACAGCCAUGGCUUCUCCUGGAAGAUCUCUCCCUUUUUUCAUCCUAUGUGGGUUCCUUUUUUUCUCCUCUUUAGCGCUGGACAUGUCGAUUAUUGAUUACAAUAUCAGGCAUGGACAAAACCCAGAAGAAAGAACAGACGCUAAUGUUCGGAGAAUCUAUGAGAUGUGGCUCGUCAAACAUGGGAAAGCUUAUAAUGCUUUGGGCGAGAAGGAGAAGCGGUUUCAGAUCUUUAAAGAUAAUCUUAAAUUCAUCGAUGAGCAUAACUCGGUUAAUCGGAGUUAUAAGCUCGGAUUGAACCGGUUCGCCGAUCUGAGUAAUGAGGAGUACCGGGCGAUGUUCUUGGGUACAAGGAUGGAAAGGAAAAAUAGAUUGGGGGCAUCGAUGGGGACUGAAAGUAGGUAUUUGUAUAAAGAAGGUGAUGAUUUGCCGGAAAAGGUUGAUUGGAGAGAAAAAGGGGCUGUUGUUCCUGUCAAGAAUCAAGGACAGUGUGGAACUGAAAGGAGUUGCUGGGCUUUCUCAACUGUUGCUGCAGUAGAAGGGAUUAACCAGAUUGUAACUGGUGAUCUAAUCUCUCUAUCAGAGCAGGAGUUGGUAGAUUGUGAUAGAUCAUAUAACCAGGGAUGCAAUGGAGGUCUUAUGGACUAUGCCUUUGAAUUUAUUAUCCAAAAUGGUGGUAUUGAUACUGAACAAGAUUACCCAUAUGAGGCUGUUGAUAAUGUUUGUGAUCCAUACAGGAAAAAUGCUAAGGUAGUUACUAUUGAUGGAUAUGAAGAUGUUCCUGAAAAUGAUGAGAAAUCCUUGAAGAAGGCUGUGGCAAAUCAGCCAGUUAGUGUUGCCAUUGAAGCUGGUGGCAGGGCUUUCCAACUUUACCAAUCGGGUGUUUUUACUGGUAGAUGUGGUACACAGCUUGACCAUGGUGUGGCUGCUGUUGGAUAUGGCACAGAGAAUGGUGUAGAUUACUGGUUGGUGAGGAACUCAUGGGGUCCUGAUUGGGGUGAAAGUGGUUAUAUCAAGUUGGAGCGUAAUUUGGCCACCACCACAACUGGAAAAUGUGGAAUUGCAGUGGAGGCUUCAUAUCCAACCAAGAAGGGUCCAAAUCCCCCUAAUCCUGGCCCAACCCCUCCAUCUCCGGUCAACCCUCCUCCUCCAAAGCCCUCCACUCAGUGUGACGAUUACUUUUCAUGCCAAGAGGGAAGCACCUGCUGCUGCAUAUAUGAGUAUGGUAGCUAUUGCUUUGGAUGGGGAUGCUGCCCUCUUGAGUCUGCAACCUGCUGUGAUGACCACUAUAGCUGCUGCCCUCAUGAUUUCCCUGUCUGCGACCUUGAAGCUGGAACCUGCCGAUUGAGUAAGGAUAAUCCAUUGAGUGUAAAACCAUUCAGACGUAGUCCUGCUCAAAGAAUCGGUUCUCACCUUCGCGGUGGCAAGAAAAUUAUUGGUGCUUGAAAGCUCAGGGUCUGCAGGACAUUCAGCAAGUGAGGCUUAAACAGAGAAUUGUUUCCUAUUGCAUCAUAGGAGGAUUUAGCAAGGAAGAAAUGCUUUUUAUCUCACCCUAUUUAAACAAUUACUGAAUGUUUGAUUUUCUUUUUUUUUUUUUUUUCCUUUUAUGAUUUAUUGGUGACUAUUGUAAAUACUUUCAGUUUGAGCUAAAGCAGAAACUGAACUAUAACCAAUUAGGAUAUAUAGUUCACCUGAAUUUGUAAAGUCACCAACUAUUGAUUCUCAUUAAUUAAGAUUGCUGGUUUAUUA
This is a messenger RNA of Jatropha curcas, 1866 nucleotides long. The record is from RefSeq and is a predicted model, not a curated record. Lineage: Eukaryota; Viridiplantae; Streptophyta; Magnoliopsida; Malpighiales; Euphorbiaceae.